GUUUUAGAAAGUCAUUAGUUUGUUGCAAAAUUGUUUGCUGUCGAUAGUGAUCGCACAUGGGGCAGAAAGGCACGACAUGUCCUGUCACAAACACAACUGUUUCUGCUACAACCAGCUUGAGACCGACUGUACCAGAUAGACAAGCUUUUCAACAGGCACUGCGUGAAUGUAAUCAGAGUAUUAGCGAAACCGUUGCAAAGAUCGACGGAAUUAUCGGAAAGAAUAAUACUGCUGGAACUUUAACCAUGUUGAAACAAAGCAAGCAGGAACCUCGCAAAAGAAGAGAACAAUUGAAGGUUGAGGCUGAUGGGAUGAAAAUUGAAAUUAAUGAAAUCAAAAUGCUGCUCGCAGAAAAGAAUGCAUUGUUGUCCGAUAUAGAAAACGAUCUGGUCUAUAGGGACGAAAGCAGAUUGACAACACGUUUGAAAGAGUUGGAGGUUGCAUACUCUCAAACGAAGUUCACUUCUAGUCGUACUGAAAAAGCGCUCAUCAAGGAAAUCGACAAAUUGAAACGAAAUCGAGCCAAACUAACGCAAGUUUAUCUAAUUAUUCCACUGAUUUAA
Loa loa (African eye worm) is the source of this 563-nucleotide messenger RNA. RefSeq lists its product as hypothetical. Gene Ontology annotation, cellular component: endoplasmic reticulum; nuclear outer membrane-endoplasmic reticulum membrane network; ribonucleoprotein complex. The record is from RefSeq and is a predicted model, not a curated record. Bases 57 to 563 code for a protein of 168 amino acids. Gene Ontology annotation, biological process: intracellular mRNA localization. Lineage: Eukaryota; Metazoa; Nematoda; Chromadorea; Rhabditida; Onchocercidae. Gene Ontology annotation, molecular function: mRNA binding. The transcript has 3 exons.